GGAGCUGUCUUUGGAGAACCACCAGGAGCCAGGCCAUAUCAGUACACCAGCUCAGCUGCAGGAAGAGCAGGACCAGCAGGGCCCCACACUGGAGACAACAGAGGACCACACACAGCAUGCAGAGGUAGACUUACUGUGUGCCAAAGAGGGGAUGCGAUGUGAAUACUGAACACAAUGGAUGAGUGAAUGUCUGAUUGAAUCAAUGCAAGAUUUCUUGGGGUCUGGUUUUGUAGAGCAUCAUCGAAAACCUGCAGAGGAAGAUCACGUCACUAGAGGGCGCUAUCACCAAAGUGACACCUGUAAGACCACGACUGAUACCACUAUAUUGCAUUCUAAUUCAACAGGCAUAAAGAAAAUAGUAUAAUCAAUAGCCUACAUUUACCAUCCACCCUGGCUUCUGGGUUCUGGGCUAUGUCUCAGGAUAGCGAGUCAGCAGACACUGAACCAAUAGAACUUGAGACCCAGCUGAACCCCACAGUAGAGCAGAAUCAGGAGCAGGACCUGCAGGCCUUACUGGACCAGUUGCACCAGGAGAGAGAUAGUCUGAACAGACUGGUGCAGAAGCUCAGCCUCACAGAGAGAGAGCAGGUCCUGUUCACAGAGCCAGGCAGCAGGGGGAAACGUGGCUCUCGUCUGGACAGCUUCUUGCGGAGCGUGGAGGAGGAGAGGGAUUAUUACAGACAGGAAGCAGACAGCCUGAGGAGGAUGCUGAGGGGCAGGUGCUCCUGUAGCCCCUGUCGGGGGCACCUCCAGAGCCGCAGCCCCACCCGCCAGUCCCCUGUCAAGGGGGGCAGCUAUGAUUCUGAGCUGAUCAGGGUCUUGAGAGAGCGGGACGAGAUGCAGAACAUGCUGGAUAAGUAUGAGCGCCACCUGUCAGAGAUCCAGGCCAACGUGAAAGUUCUGACUGCCGACAGAGACAAGACCAGCAUGCACUACCAGCAGGCCCAGCAGGAGGUAGCGUCGCUGCGUCGCGAGGUAUUGAAAUCCAAGUCGUCGCGCGCAGCUAAGAGCAGUGUUACUGUGCCGGCUCAGAGCAUCCUGAAGCGCGUGGAGGCGGAGAGAGACGAGGCCAAGGUCGACCUCCACCGUAUGAGCACAGAGAGGGACAGUCUGAGGGAGAGACUUAAGAUCUCUCAGGAGACAGCCAUCAGUGAGAGGGCUCAUCUGGAGCAGAGGGUGGAGGACCUGCAGACAGCCAUUCUCACUCUGGAGCAUGAGCGGGGGGACCAGAAGAGCCGUCUUGCCCUGAUGAGGGAGUCCAUGAUGGGGCUGGAGGAGGAGGUCCACACCCUGGGCAGGAAGCUGACCGCUGCUGAGGACGAACACAGCAGGACCAGGAACGAGUGUGUCAUGCUGAGACUGUCCAACAGUGAGACACAGAACGCCCUGAGUGACAGCCAGCGCAGACUGACCUCCCGCAUCGGAGAACUACAGAACUCCCAGGAGAGGAACAAACUGCUGGACGAGAAGAACGACUCUCUACUGAGGCAGAUGUCUGGUCUAAGAGAGGAGGUGAGCAGUCUACAGUCCACCAUCACUGACCUGGACCAGAGGAGAGACUCCCUGCAGGAGCAGCUGGAGAACAAGACUGACCUCCUUAACUCAGCCCACAACCAGCUGGACGACAAAGAGAAGACCAUCAGGAAUCUCAGGUUGUCCAUUGAGGAUCUGGAGACAUCAGCAGAGAGCGUUCGUGAGGAGCUGGCAGGACGGGAGAGGGAGCUGGAGGCUUUGAGGAGGAGGCUGGGGGAUGCGGGGGAGGAGCUGGGGGCUUUGGCCAAGGUGAAGGAUUCCACCCUGAGGGAGAAUGCUCAACUCCAAGAGGAACUGGACAUGAGCCGCCUCAACAACCAGGCCCUGGAGCUGAAUUCUGAGGACUCUGCCCAGGAGGUGAAAGAGCUGCAGAGGAAGGUACAGGACUAUGUGGCUGACAUCUCCCGCAUCGAGAACCUGCUGUCCACCAAGCAAUCAACGUUUUCAGACUGGAGUUGGGAGCGGGAGUGCAGGGAGCACCAGGAGGCUCGGCGGCGUGCGUCGGCCCAGGCUGAGAGCUGGGAGGGGCAGGCGCGGCAGGCGGAGGGGAGCAUCAGCGAGCUGAGGCUGGAGCUGAUGUCCUCAGACAUGGAGAGACGCAGACUCAAGGAGAAGGUGGAGGCUCUGGAGGCCAGUCUGCAGGAGGCGUUGUCUGCAGAGCGGAGCUGCAGCAGCCAGGUGUCUCAGCUCAACAGGAGUCUGCUGCACACUGAGGAGCAGUUGAGACAGACCCAGGGGGAACACACCGCCACUCAGACUGACCUGGAGAAGACCAGGGAGCUCUGUGUCAAACUGGACUCCAGCAAGGAGGCUAUGCACUGUGAGCUGGAGCUGCUCAGGAAGCAGCUGUCCAGUGAGCGUCUGAGCAUGAAGAGCCUGGAAUCCAUGCUGGUGUCCACCAGGGAGAAGGAGCUACACCGACAGCUCAGCUCCCAGGAGAGACACACCGAGAUCCAGCUGCUCAGGGACAAACUCGCCGCGGCCGACAGCAAGGCGAGCUCUCAGCGUAGAGAGGUGGCUACAUUGAGUACUCGUUCGGCACAGCUAGAGGCUGACCUGGACAUGACCAAAAGACAGCUAUCUACUGAGCGGUUUGAGAGGGAGAGGGCAGUGCAGGAGCUGCGUCGUCAGGGUCUGUCGUCAUCGUCCUCUGGACUGCAUCCCUCCUCCCCUCACCUGCGUCGCUCCCUCAGCCCCAGCAGGCCUCUGUGGUCCACCCCAGACCACCUGGCCAGAGAGAGAUCCCCAGAGAGGAGCCUGGGGUUCAAGGACCUCUACGACUGAACAGAUCUCUCUCUAGAGGAAAGAUAACCCAACCUUCUCUCUAGUCCUCACUGUGCUGUGAUGUCAUUCUUCAACUCAAACCUGUGAUGUCAUGAUCAGGACCUCAGGUUCAGAACAACCCUCCUAGACCGGAAAUAGUUUCAACAAGUGUUAUCUCAAAUGUAUGUUUUAUUACAUUGUACAAAUGAACUGACAUCACUGUGUUUGGUUGUGUAUUGAUCUGUAAAAUGAGUGACCAUUCAGUAUAUUUUUGAUGAAGAUUUGAUUCAAAUGAACUACAGCUAAAAGAGGGAAAUGAUGUUCUUUCAUUAAUGUAUUCUAUUUUUUGUAAACAUUUCUGAGAGAAGGGCUUUAAUAAAAAUAAUAAUUUUUGUUCUGG
This is a messenger RNA of Oncorhynchus tshawytscha (Chinook salmon), 3196 nucleotides long. RefSeq names its product testis specific, 10. The coding region runs from base 412 to 2817 and encodes 801 amino acids. Lineage: Eukaryota; Metazoa; Chordata; Actinopteri; Salmoniformes; Salmonidae. The record is from RefSeq and is a predicted model, not a curated record. The transcript has 18 exons.